AUGGAGAGACGCAACCGUUCUCAUGCUGGGACCUACUACUGUGCUGUCGCUGCAUGUGGACACAUUGUGUUUGGAGACGGGACCAAGCUGGAGUUUGAUGAUGAGGUGGACUGGCUGGUGGUUUUCUUGAGUGCGACUCUCAGCAAUCACCACCCUGCUGAGUGUUUACUGGGCUUUCAAUAUGUGCAUGAUGAGGGUUACAGGGCAGAAUAUCACGUUGUGGAGGUCCAGACCGGUGAAGAGGUCACGCUGGUACCAACUACACCAGUUCUCUACAUAUCAUGGUUCAGACUGGAAACGGAUCCAACACCAGCCACAUUCUCCAUGUUUUCCUUGACACAGGUGCAUCGUGACUUCAGUGGGUUUGAAAAAGAAAAGUUCAGCAUGACAUCCAACGCCAAACAGUCUGAUGAACACGCAAAUCUGACCAUCGAGAUCCUCAUGGGCGGUCUGAUUAUCGUCCUCAUUAUAAUCAUCAUCGCUCUGGUUCUGAAAAUCUGGAAACUUCAUACAGCACAUAAAGAGGCACAGGAUCCACAACACAGUAAGAAUGUGGGCUCUGAUGACCUGAACUACGCAGGACUGAGUUUCCUUCCAAGAGCAGAGCGGAGCAGAAGGCCUGCUAGAGAGAGAGAGCCGGAGCCUAAUGUUGUCUACGCCACCACCAUGCACUCAAGAAACCACCGGAACUGA
This is a messenger RNA of Hippoglossus stenolepis (Pacific halibut), 693 nucleotides long. RefSeq lists its product as uncharacterized. The transcript is spliced from 7 exons. The record is from RefSeq and is a predicted model, not a curated record. The coding region runs from base 1 to 693 and encodes 230 amino acids. Lineage: Eukaryota; Metazoa; Chordata; Actinopteri; Pleuronectiformes; Pleuronectidae.